AUGGGAGGGCAGGCGCGCCGGCGCGCGUCCAUUGGUCAGCUCGGCGAGGGGAGGAGCUGCUGCCUCCGGGGUGCCCCCGCCGCCGCCGAGAUGAGCUUCAGCCGCCUGUGCCGCCUGCUGAAGCCAGCGCUUCUGUGUGGUGCUCUUGCCGUGCCCGGCGUGGCCAGCACCAUGUGCGCCUCCCGUGAUGACUGGCGCUGUGCUCAGUCAAUGCACGAUUUCUCAGCCAAGGACAUCGACGGGCGCAUGGUUAACCUGGACAAGUACCGGGGCUUCGUGUGCAUCGUCACCAACGUGGCCUCGCAAUGA
Molecule: messenger RNA, 309 nt
Organism: Pipistrellus nathusii (Nathusius's pipistrelle)
Lineage: Eukaryota; Metazoa; Chordata; Mammalia; Chiroptera; Vespertilionidae
Source: the annotation of a GenBank genome assembly